AUGCGAGGCGAGAAGCGCAAGCGGACGCCCACGCGCGCCGAUGGCAUCCAUCCGCGCAACAAGUACAGGGUUCCGCCCGACUUCAAGGAACUCUCUGCCUCGUACCCGUCGCUGCAGCCUUACCUCCUGCCCACGGCGUCCGGCGGCAUGCACAUGCAAUGGCACGAGCCCGACGCCUUGCGAGAGCUCACAAAGGCCUUGCUGCACCGCGACUUUGGGCUGACCUGGGAUAUGCCAUCGACCAACCUGUGCCCGACGUUGACCAACCGACUCAACUACAUUCACUGGAUCGAAGACCUUCUCUUGCUCUCGCGACGUACGUACGUGGGCAACGACAUCGUCGGCAUUGACGUUGGCACGGGCGCGUCGUGCAUCUAUCCGCUCCUCGGCCACGCCUUGAAUCAGUGGCGCUUCGUCGCGACCGACAUUGACGCAGCAUCGCUCGAGUGCGCGCGCGCCAACGUCGCCGCCAACGAGCUCGAGCAGCACAUUUCGCUGCGCCUCGUUGAUGGAGCGUCAUGUGUCCUCCCGACGUCACUGCCCCCAGCGGUUGACUUUAGCAUGUGCAACCCGCCCUUCUUCGACUCGAUGGACGAGGCCGACACGAACCCGCGCACGAGCUGCACGGGGUCGCUGAAUGAGAUGACGACACCUGGCGGCGAAGUCGCGUUCAUCGAACGCCUCAUUGACGCAAGUCGUGCGCUCCAGACCCAAGUGCGCUGGUAUACGUCGCUCAUCGGACGCAAGAGCUCGCUUCGGCCGCUUCUAGCGACGUUGCGCGCCGCUGGCAUUCGCAACACUCGCACAACCGAGUUCUUGCAGGGCCGAACGACGCGCUGGGGCCUCGCGUGGUCAUUUACAAGCGACGGCAUGGAUGCUGCCGACCUCGCUGCCCACAAGGUUCUCGGGAAGCGCAAGGAGCGACAGCGGCGCGAUACGAUGGUUUUCCAAGUCGACCGCCUCGCCCCGAUGCAAGAGGCUAGUCCUAUCCACGGCUGCAGAAUGCUAUGCGACGUCCAUGCUCGCAUCCUCGAGAGCCCUGCCCAUGUGCUCCAGGGGUGCCUGGCUGUUGAACCUCUGGGCGAUAGCACCGAGACGAAAAGCGACUACAUGCUCACAUACGAACGCGACGGAGCGGUCGAGUGGGUGGCCGAUGCGAGCGUUCUGGCCUUGGACACAACCUUUGACGUGACGCUGACGUGGCGCGACGGAAAGAGAGAUCUCUUCUGGCAGAUCGCAGACCAGUGGAAAGGUGCGAUCGUGCGCACGGGCCGCACAUGGCGGAAGCGCCAUCAGGGCUUUUACGUGGAUGCGACUGGGGCCUCCCAAGUAUAA
Saprolegnia parasitica CBS 223.65 is the source of this 1335-nucleotide messenger RNA. RefSeq lists its product as hypothetical. Gene Ontology annotation, biological process: rRNA base methylation. The transcript is spliced from 8 exons. Bases 1 to 1335 code for a protein of 444 amino acids. The record is from RefSeq and is a predicted model, not a curated record. NCBI's taxonomy places the organism in Eukaryota, Oomycota, Saprolegniomycetes, Saprolegniales, Saprolegniaceae. Gene Ontology annotation, cellular component: nucleus. Gene Ontology annotation, molecular function: 23S rRNA (adenine(1618)-N(6))-methyltransferase activity.